UUUGCUCUAUACGGACCUUGAACUAAUUAGAGUAGAAAAGCAAGACGUUCUUUAUGGAAUUGGACCAGUUUGGUUAAAGAAAAGCAGCCCUGCGAAAGAGUAGGAGAGUAAAGGAGGAAGCUUUCAUUUCUGAUCUCUAAAGUGGAGAAAAUAAAUGUAUACCGCUGUCCAGGAGCUCGGAGGAAAGAAGCAUUAAUACGAAGAGGCUGGGGUCUCGGAAGAGCCAGGUAAAACAAACGGGACGAUCCCACAAGGCACACCUUACUAUGUUCACCAUGGAGAAAAGAAGUGUGGACAUUAAACAAGAGGAGUGUGAAUGGGAGUCUGUCACCUUUAAAGAGGAUUCUGAGCAGAAUUCUUACAAUGCUGAUGUGCAGAAACGUGAUGGUAUGAAGUGGGUUAAAGAAGAAAACAUCAAGUCAGACCCUCUCUCCCUAGAAGAAGAGGUAACAGGGCUGGGCCCCCGCACCCUGCAGGGUCAUUCUGUUCACGUGAAGUCGGAAUCAUUGGAGUGUGAUGUGAUGAGGGCAGAGAAAUCAUCGAGUUCGGGUCAUUCUGAAGAAGGUUUACAACAGAGUGGAGGCUUCUCCCUGUCUUCAUUUGCUCAGAUGUCAGCUUUUCUCCCAAGCAGAUCACAGCAGAAACAGUGUGAUGAAGAUACAAAGAAAGUGGCAGCUGGAAUAGUGGAUUUCACACCAUCCUCUUUGCGAUAUAGUUCUUUGCCUGUUGAGAACUUAACAUUGAUGGGCACCCUCAACACCCAACAGGAGUACAGCUCAAAUCCGGUAGAUAUGUAUGUCCUUCAAGAGUCCAAGAAAAAUUUUAAACCCAACUCUAGUUAUAACCAGAGGUGUUAUAAGAAAUUGAAGGCUUAUUGCUGCCCUGAAUGUGGCAAACGAUUCUGCCACAUUGGAAGUCUGGAGAAACACUCAAGAAUUCACAAUGAAGAGAUGAAUACUCCCCAGGAUAAGCCAUUUAGCUGUCCUGAAUGUGGCAAACAAUUCCUCACUAACAGUAAUCUUUUGAGACACACAAGAAUUCACACUGGAGAGAAACCAUAUUCCUGCUCUGACUGUGGCAGAAGAUUCUCACAAAUAACUCACCUCCAGACACAUGCAAGGAUUCACACUGGGGAGCAGCCAUAUGAGUGUUCUGACUGUGGGAAACGUUUUUCCAGCAGUAGCACACUUCAGACACACAGAAGGAUUCACACAGGGGAGAAGCCAUAUUUCUGUAUUCACUGUGGCAUACGAUUUUCUGACAGGAGCAGUCUUCACAAGCAUUCAAGAGUUCACUCUGGGGAAAAACCAUAUUGCUGUUCUGAAUGUGGAAGACGAUUUUUUGACAAUAGCAGUCUUCAGAGACACACAAGAAUUCACACUGGAGAAAAGCCAUAUUGCUGUUCUGAAUGUGGUAAACGAUUUUCACAAAGUAGUAGCCUUGUCGUGCACAAAAGAAUUCAUACUGGGGAGAAGCCAUAUUGCUGUUCUGAAUGUGGAAAGGAAUUCUCCAAUCGCACUGCUCUUGUGGUGCACACAAGAAUUCACACUGGGGAGAAGCCUCAUUGCUGUUCUGAAUGUGGCAAGCGAUUUUCACAAAUCAGCCAUCUUCAGCAACACACAAGAAUUCACACUGGUGAAAAACCCUACUCAUGUUCAGAAUGUGGCAAACGAUUCUCUGACAGGGGCAGUCUUCAGAAACACACAAGAAUUCACACUGGAGAGAAGCCGUACUGCUGUUCAGACUGUGGCAAACGGUUCUCCAUAAGCAGCAGCCUUCAGACCCACAGAAGAAUUCACACUGGAGAGAAACCGUAUUGCUGUUCUGAAUGUGGCAAACUAUUCUCACAAGUUGUCCAUCUUCAGAAACACAUGAGACAACACACUGUAAGUUCCAAAUGACUUUUCUGAAUUAGAAAUAGGGACAGAGAUAAUAAGGUUAAAAAAAUGCAGUCUGAAAUAAGACUAGUGUGGAAAAAGACAACUAAAACUGAGCAUAUUGUUCUUGGAUCCACACCAAAAGAAAACCUUGCAGGCUCAUCUAGAUAUCCUGUCAGUGGUGCUUGAAUAGAACUUGCCAUUAGUGGGGACUGUGCAAGAAGUACACAGAGAACUCACAACCAUUUGUAAAAAGAAAGCUAUUGUUUAUCCUUAUCACAAUGACAAUUUUGGAGUCUUUUUUUAAAUGGGAAAAAAACAUUAUGGUAAUGUAAUUAAAAUACCUAGUUUAUGUUUUGGCACAUAAUACUGUGUGUUAUGGCAAUAAAGCCUAAUGCAUAAGCCCAACAGAUGCAUGGAAUCUGAUUUGGUGAAACACCUACAGAUAUACAACUGGAGGACAACAGUAAUGGCUGAGCAGCUAGUCAUAACUGUAGAAUGUUGGGUUAGUGUGUAUAAUUUAUUUCUAUGUAUUUUGUUUACUAAACUGUUUUAUUUAUUUUGUUUACACUUUGUAUCAUAUUUAUA
Molecule: messenger RNA, 2465 nt
Organism: Polypterus senegalus (gray bichir)
Lineage: Eukaryota; Metazoa; Chordata; Cladistia; Polypteriformes; Polypteridae
Product: zinc finger protein OZF-like
Exons: 3
Coding region: 267-1901 (544 amino acids)
Source: RefSeq, a predicted model, not a curated record